Messenger RNA from Zerene cesonia (dogface butterfly), 2605 nucleotides. Its product is annotated as BUD13 homolog. Gene Ontology annotation, biological process: mRNA splicing, via spliceosome. The transcript has 6 exons. The record is from RefSeq and is a predicted model, not a curated record. Lineage: Eukaryota; Metazoa; Arthropoda; Insecta; Lepidoptera; Pieridae. Gene Ontology annotation, cellular component: RES complex; U2-type spliceosomal complex. Gene Ontology annotation, molecular function: RNA binding. Bases 57 to 1916 code for a protein of 619 amino acids.
GUGAUUGCAUAUUUAUUGAAACUGUACUUUAUCCAUUUGCAAAUAACGACAAUUCAAUGGCUGCAAAAAUAGAUCAGAAAGCGUACCUCCAAAAAUACCUUGGAGGUCCAUCUGAAAAAAAGAAAAAGAAAAAAAAGAUUGUGAAAGGCAAAGGAUUCAAAAUAAUAGAUGAUGAUUUAGACCUUUCUAAAAUGCAAGCACUGGAUGGUGAUGAAUUAGAUAUUCUAGAUCAGGGCGAGGAUGCCCCGCAGAUUGCAGGUAUCAUUGAUGAGAGACCUGAAGAGGUGAAGAAGGCUGAAUUAUUUAAGUCUAGCACUAAAUGGAGAGUUGUGAAUCAGGAUGAUGGUUUCAAUUCAAAACUACAAAUAGAAGAAAUUAAAAGGGAUAUUAAAGAGGUAGAGAAAGAGAAUGAAGUUAUUUUCGGGAAAAUGUACAGCGAUUCAGAAGAUGAAAAGAAAAACGAUUCAGAUUUAUUACCACCACGUAAACGGACUAAUGACGACAGACACAUUCCUGCCAAGAAACCUAGAGGUGCUAGUGACAGCGAUUUUAGUCCACCUAGGCGAAAAGAAAGUUCAAAAACGAAUAAAACUGAAGAUUUAUCACCUCCAAGGAAGAGGAAUAAAGAGAAAAGCUCAAAAAGACAUAAUAAGAGUGACAGUGACGAAAGUCCGCCAAGAAAGAAUAAACAUAGAAGACACAAUAAUGACUCAGAUUUAUCGCCUCCAAGAAAACAAUCGAAAGCUCAAGGCUCAAGAAAAUAUCAAAACGAUAGUGACUUAAGCCCGCCUCGUAGAACAGAUGCUUUGAAUUCACGUAAAGAUACGAAUGAUACAAGAAACAAAGACAGGGUAAGGAAAAGUCGAUGGGACAAUGUAGAGGAGAAACAAAAGCGAGACAGAUCACAUUCAGAGUCUCCGCAACAAUCGAAAAAACAUAAAAGUUCAAAGAGCAAAAGUAAAUUGCAUAAGAGAUCAUCAGAUUCCGAUUUGUCACCGCCAAGGAAGUCGCAAAAGCAAAAUGAACCUUCUAGAAAGAGGCACUCCAGCGCUGAUUCUGAUUUAUCAUUGCCAAGGAAAAGAAAACCUUCCCCUGAAAGAACAAAACGAUUUGAUAACAGUAGAAACGAUCGUAAGAGGCGAAAUUCAGACUCCGACACACCUGAUAGAAGUGAUAUACGCAAAAACAAAGAGAAAUAUAGAAAAGAGAAGAAUAGAAUAGAUGACGAUUCAGAUUUGUCUCCACCCAGAAGAGAUGAUAAGAGGAAUUACAAACGGAGUAGUGACAGUCCCCCGCCAAGUAAUAAAAGGAUGGCGAAAACUCUGGAAGGCAAAAUGGCGGGCCUACAGGACGCUGUGCAAUUAAGGCAAGAAAAUGAAGCGUUUAGACGAAGGGAAGACGAGGCCUAUAGUAAAAUGACAGAUGAAGUUUCCGGAAGGACUGCCAAAGUGGUUUCUAGAAAACAGAAACGUGAGACAUCAGAAGAAAGGCAGAAACAGACAGAAAAAGCACAAAGGCAAAAAGAACUGGAUGAAAAGUAUAAGAAAUGGAGCAAGGGUCUCAAACAAAUAGAAGCUCAAGAGGAAAGAAUACAACACUUUAUCCACGAAGCCGCCAAACCGUUAGCUCGUUAUAAAGAUGAUAGAGAUUUGGAAAAUCAGUUGAAAGAGAUAGAAAGAGAUGGAGAUCCCAUGCUCAAGUAUAUCAGGGAGAGGAAGAGGGAGAAGGGAGAAUUGGGACCAGAAAAACCAUCUUACAAAGGUCAAUUCCCGCCAAAUAGAUUCAACAUUAGACCAGGCUACAGGUGGGAUGGCGUAGAUAGAUCGAAUGGAUAUGAAAAGAAAUUCUUCGAUAAUCAAAGCAAGAAGAAAGCUUUAGAAGAGGAAGCGUAUAAGUGGAGUACUGAGGACUUAUAAAUGUAUACGAACUAGCUUUUCGCCCGCGGCUUUCCACGCAAAGGAAAACUGUUACGGAUAAUCCACUCCAAAAUUGUCGUUGGGAUUUACGGGAUAUAAACUAUCCUUUAAACAAUCUCGGGUGUCAAACUAUCUUUGUAUAAAAAUUUAUCCUAAUCGGUUCAGUUGUUUAGUGGUGAUGAGACAGACGGAUUACUUUCGCAUUUAUAAUAUCAGUAGACGUGACGAAUUUAAUAUAUUUAUUAUUAUGCUAUUUAUAAAAAAUAAAGGCCAUUAUCCUUAUCUAUUGAAGAUUCGUAGAGAUUGAAAAUUUCUUAAUUAACGUGUAAUUGUAAAAGUAUAUGUACAAAAAAUUACCCUUCUUAAAGUAGCAAUUUUUUUAUUUGUAAAAAUAAUAAUUACAAUUGUUACAAGUGGCUCUUAUUUUUUUUAAAGAAUAAUAAUUAAGUCCUACAAACAUGUUGUAUACAAUCAUUUUAUUAAUAAAUAAAUAUAAUUACUCUAAUCGGUGUUGUGAAAACUAUCUUGUUUAAAAAGUUGUAUUACUAUCCAUUGAUAUUGUCAAAUUAUGUCUCAAAAUUAGAACCAAGGUCUCUCUUGGUAUUCUGAAAAUUAUUGCCUACUAGCUGCGCCCCGCGGUUUCACCCGCGUGUCCGUAGCCCGUGGGAAUAUCGGGAUAAAAAGUUGCC